Molecule: messenger RNA, 1368 nt
Organism: Eremothecium cymbalariae DBVPG#7215
Lineage: Eukaryota; Fungi; Ascomycota; Saccharomycetes; Saccharomycetales; Saccharomycetaceae
Gene: RKM2
Product: protein-lysine N-methyltransferase
Exons: 1
Coding region: 1-1368 (455 amino acids)
Biological process (GO): peptidyl-lysine monomethylation; peptidyl-lysine trimethylation
Molecular function (GO): protein binding; protein-lysine N-methyltransferase activity
Source: RefSeq, a predicted model, not a curated record
AUGCCCAUGAGGAAGAUAGAAAACUUAUUGGAAUGGUUGAAGCAGGCAGAAGGUGCAUUCAUAUCUGAAAAGAUUGGGAUUUUGGAAGAUGAUAUUUUUGGUAGAGGAGUGCUCUUAGUUGAUGGAAGUCUUCGUAGAAAUGAGGAACUAGUAUCCAUUCCAAGUGAAUACCAGCUUAACUUCCAUAGUGUAAUUUAUCAUAUUUCCAAAUUUAAUAAAAAGCUAGUUGUUCCAGGAGUUAGUUUCCCUCAUGGAGAAAAGAAGGCAGAUGUUAGUGCAGACGAUCCGAGGAUCAAGGGGUAUGGUAUUUUGACAACAGGAAUGGUAUUAAAUAUGAGUUCGUUUCAGCUUUUAAAUUUGUAUAUUUUGACCGAAUGGUUCUUAUUAGACUUCUGGUCUGAAUCUAAGAUUGAAUCAUUUUGGCGUCCAUUUUUCGAUAUAUUUCCGAUUGAGGACGACUUGAAAUGUAUCCCUGCAUAUUACAACUGUAAGGAGCAUAGUGUGAACAGGGAGCUUAUUCCAUACCUUUCAAAUGCUACAAAAAAGCAAAUGGAAAAGAUUUCUCAUCUUAUUCUUUGGGAUUGGAAGUGCAUUUAUGGUAUUUUAUCAAAAUGGAAUGAAUUAUUCAAAGAUAAGAAGCUCCCGUCAGUUGCUGCUCAAUACAGGUACUUUCUUCAUAUUUAUUUUGUGAUCAACUCUCGUUGUCUAUACACAGAAGUUCCAUUGAAGAAAUCAGCUACAGAUAAGUUUACGAUGGUGCCCUUUGUAGACUUUAUGAAUCAUACUCCGAAGGCAGAUAUGCAUUGCUAUCCAAGCGUGGACGAAUCCAAAAAGCAUCCAUUUGCUAUUGGCAAGUUUAGCAUUAAAUGUGGCAGACAUGAAUAUAAUUUUCCUGGAGACCAGAUAUUUUUAAACUAUGGUGCUCAUUCCAAUGACUUUUUGUUGAGCGAAUAUGGAUUCACCGUUAAAGAUAACGAAUGGGAUUUCAUCGACAUAUCCGAGAUAGUGAUGGCGCUGAUAGAAUCUCCGAAACAAAAGGAAUACUUGGUUGAACAAGGAUAUUGGGGGGAUUAUACAAUUUCUAAAACUGAUAUCAGCUUCAGGUUACUGGUUGCAUUGGCAUUAAUUGUUACUGAUGAUUACCGAUUGGUAGAUAAGUAUAUGAUGGGCUACAUAACUGACGAAUACUUUAAACCAAAAUACCGUGAUAUGCUUAUUCAUAUGCUUACAAGUCUUCGGAAAUCAUACAUUGAGGCACUUAGAUCAUUAUCUGAGCUUACAAAAGCUGAUCCACUUUGCGUUGACAAUGUUAUCACAGUAUACCAUGGAUACCUAAAGAUCAUCGAUAGUCAUCUACAAAUAUUAUAA